GUGCGCUAUGAAGAUGGCAGUCUAAUUUGGCAGAAAUCGGGUGAGGGAGCCUACCAGUCGCCACCACUCCUUAGCACCACACUGGGUGCGCGGCCAAUCGCGGUGCGGUCGCCCGGCUCCGAGGACAUGAACUCGUUGCUGGCGUCCGCUUUGUCAG
Messenger RNA from Effrenium voratum, 157 nucleotides. The record is from the annotation of a GenBank genome assembly. NCBI's taxonomy places the organism in Eukaryota, Dinophyceae, Suessiales, Symbiodiniaceae.